AUGUUCAACGGAUUUUUUGAGAACGCCAUGUGGCAGCUCGACCAGGGCGUCACCGGCCUAUUCGCGCAAUGGAACUCGUACUCAACUGCUAUCGCUACCAUCCUCGUCAUGUUCCUCUCCUACCAGGUCUUUGCCCGCCGUGACCCCGACACUCACCCUCUGCUCCUCGCUCGCCAGGCACAAGCCUCACCUGUGCGAUACAAAGGCGAAUCCUCCGUCUAUCGGUCCCACUCUUCCCCUCAUGGCAUGCCUCUGAACUCUGGCCUGAACGUGAAGGACCCUGGCGCCUCCAAAUGGUCCAGAGGACGCGAUGGAGAUCUCCGUGAUGUUUGGAGACAGGCCAUCAGCGGAACCUCGGAACCGGGCAAGCCGACGGGCAAGGGAAAGAUCCUGACGGUUCUUGGGGGACAGAAGGUGCUUGAGCACAAGUUUGACGAUGUGACGCGCCAGAUCAACCUCAUCGGAAAACAUAUCCUCGAUCAGGGCGGUGCCCGCGUCGCCAUCUACCUGCCCAACUCGGUCGAGCUGAUGGCUGCCAUCUUCGCAUGCGCCUUCUACAACCUGACUGCUGUCCUCAUCCCCUUUGACCAGUCCGACGAGGCCGUUAUCUCGAUGCUGCGCCGCGCUGCCGUCGAUACUGUCGUGGCCCUUCCCGGCUCGUUCCCUUUCGAUCUAGUUGUCAAGAACUACCCCUCCCUCCGACAUGUUAUCUGGGUGGUUGAUGAAGGCAACAGGCAUAUGGACUGGAACGAGGUCCCGCAGGGCAUGGGCGGCAGCAUCGAGGUCGUAACGUGGCAGGACAUCGUCCAGGACAGCCCGGCUGAUGCCGGCACGGAGCUCCCCCCCUUUGAAGGCCAGGCAGAGCCCCGUGACAUGACCAUCUUCUGGCCCUCGAAGCCAGGCGUCACAGAAGAGAUGGUGCGUUUUACAAACGCAAACAUCGUCUCCGCCAUCGCCGCACAGCUCUUCGCCAUCCCACAGACCCAGCGCCUGGGCCCUUCUGACCUUUUCCUACCUGCUGCUUCACUGGCCAGCACCUACACUCUGUCCCUGACCCUCGCCGCCCUCUACUCGAAUGCCUCGGUCGCCUUCAACUCCUCUGCAGGCGAUGUGGACCUCGGCCUCGCGACCCGUGGCAUCGCACCAACAGUCAUCGUGGCCUCCCCGCAGACUCUCCUCAAGACCCAUGAGCUGGCCACGCGCAACGUUUCCUCUUUCUUUACCAGCAAGAUACACUGGCUGCAGACGCGCGAACUCACGCAGACGGGUGUCAUGCCGGCUGCCUCCUUCCUGACAUCCUACAAUGAUAGUCUGAGGCCCGCCAUCGGACAGACUCCCGGAAAGCUACGACUGGUAUACACCGCUGAGCGUGCUGGUUCAGGAACGACGCCGCCACUGUCGUCUGCUGUGCUAUCGGAUCUGAGGAUCUACCUUGGUGCACGGAUCAUCUACGCGCUGACAGCAGCGAAGGUGGCAGGCGCCGUAGCGCAGACGCAGUUUUAUGACUACCGGGUGCACGAGGAUAAAUGCUCCCAUUUCGGCCCACCCGUAACCAGCGUGGAGAUCCUCUUGAGAGACUCUGGCGAUCACAAGACAACAGAUGAGAAGGCAGAAGGAGAGCUCAUCGCCCGCGGUCCUUCUGUUGCUAAUGGAGAAGCGGCUCUGGGAGUCAACGCUACCAUACGAUUCGACAACACCAUUGCGUACGUGUGAGAGACAACUCAUCUCGGGCGCAGGCGUUCUGCGCAUCUCGGCAGGGAGUAGAGUCCCGGUAUUUUGUAGACUUGUACAUUAUUUAAGACAUUACUUAUGAGUUCCAUCCACGCAACACGCAUCUUGUUUUCUGUUUUGUGUCUUUGUUUUCAACCUCAAAGCAGGAAACAAUGAUAAGUGGAAAUUGCUACCGAUUACAAAACAACCUGUUCACCCCAAUUGAACCCUCAUUCCAACC
This is a messenger RNA of Cryphonectria parasitica EP155, 1951 nucleotides long. RefSeq names its product acetyl-CoA synthetase-like protein. Lineage: Eukaryota; Fungi; Ascomycota; Sordariomycetes; Diaporthales; Cryphonectriaceae. Gene Ontology annotation, molecular function: long-chain fatty acid-CoA ligase activity. The record is from RefSeq and is a predicted model, not a curated record. The transcript is spliced from 3 exons. Bases 1 to 1713 code for a protein of 570 amino acids. Gene Ontology annotation, cellular component: endoplasmic reticulum; membrane.